AUGCAGACUGCUUCUACAAACAUUUGUGAAAGAAAGGGUCACUCUCAGGAGCUCAGUGAAUUCAAGCGUGGUACCGUGAUAGGUUGCCACCUGUGCAAUAAGUCCAUCCGUGAAAUUUCCUUGCUACUAAAUAUUCCACGGUCAACUAUUAGUGGUGUUAUAACAAAGUGGAAGCAACUGGAAACAACAGAAACUUAGCCACGAAAUGAGUGUGGUCAGCGCAUGCUGAAGUGCACAGUGCACAGAAGUCGCCAACUGUCUGCAGAGUCAAUAGCUAAAGACCUCCAAACUUUGUAUGGCCUUCAGAUUAGCACAACAACAGUGCGUAGAGAGCUUCAUGGAAUGGGUUUACAUGGCUGA
Staurois parvus is the source of this 360-nucleotide messenger RNA. Lineage: Eukaryota; Metazoa; Chordata; Amphibia; Anura; Ranidae. The record is from the annotation of a GenBank genome assembly.